AUGAAAGUCCAAAUAUUUUUGUUAUUCUUUAUUGCUUGUUUAGCUUCUGUAAGCUACGCGAAAGAAUGCAAAAUUUUUUGCAAGGGUCAAAAUUUGCAUGAAACUGGGGACAGCGCGAGCGGCUGUUAUGGACUUAGUCCUGAUGAUCCCUUCAAGAGUUGCGAUGUCAGCGCACCCGGUACUUCGUACAAAUUUUUCGACGAUUUUGGCUGUAAGGGAAGUGUUGUUCGUACUGGCAAAGAUUUUACCGUAUUUAAACCCCCUUUCGUUAAAGCUAAAUCGGUCCAACUAAGCUGCCCAUAA
Messenger RNA from Funneliformis mosseae, 303 nucleotides. NCBI's taxonomy places the organism in Eukaryota, Fungi, Glomeromycota, Glomeromycetes, Glomerales, Glomeraceae. The record is from the annotation of a GenBank genome assembly.